Molecule: messenger RNA, 4095 nt
Organism: Erinaceus europaeus (western European hedgehog)
Lineage: Eukaryota; Metazoa; Chordata; Mammalia; Eulipotyphla; Erinaceidae
Gene: CTNNA2
Product: catenin alpha 2
Exons: 20
Coding region: 184-3189 (1001 amino acids)
Biological process (GO): cell migration; cell-cell adhesion
Cellular component (GO): actin cytoskeleton; catenin complex; adherens junction
Molecular function (GO): beta-catenin binding; actin filament binding; structural molecule activity
Source: RefSeq, a predicted model, not a curated record
GCGAGAGGGGGCCGGCAUCUCAGCGAGGAGGGCGGAGACGGGCGGGCGGCUCCCUCCUCGGCCACGGUAGCAGCGCCUACGUCCCCGCCAUCGCCGUAGCUGUGCCCGCGUCGUCCCCGCAGCCACCCGCCACCUGCCGCCGCGAGGAGGAGGCGACACGUGCGCCCGCCACCAAGGGGGAUCAUGACUUCAGCAACAUCACCUAUAAUUUUGAAAUGGGACCCCAAAAGCUUGGAAAUACGGACGUUAACAGUGGAGAGGCUACUGGAACCACUGGUUACACAGGUGACGACCCUUGUCAACACAAGCAACAAAGGCCCAUCUGGUAAAAAGAAAGGGAGAUCGAAGAAAGCCCAUGUACUGGCUGCAUCUGUAGAGCAAGCCACUCAGAACUUCCUGGAGAAGGGUGAACAGAUAGCUAAAGAAAGUCAAGAUCUCAAAGAAGAAUUGGUUGCUGCUGUAGAAGAUGUGCGCAAACAAGGCGAGACCAUGCGCAUUGCCUCCUCCGAGUUCGCAGAUGACCCCUGCUCCUCUGUGAAGCGCGGCACAAUGGUGCGGGCAGCCAGGGCUUUGCUGUCAGCUGUGACUCGCCUGCUCAUCCUGGCAGACAUGGCAGACGUCAUGAGACUCUUAGCUCAUCUGAAAAUCGUGGAGGAAGCACUAGAAGCUGUCAAAAACGCUACCAAUGAGCAAGAUCUUGCAAAUCGCUUUAAAGAAUUUGGAAAAGAGAUGGUGAAGCUAAACUAUGUAGCAGCAAGAAGACAACAGGAACUUAAGGACCCUCACUGUCGGGAUGAAAUGGCAGCUGCCCGAGGGGCUUUGAAGAAGAAUGCCACCAUGCUCUACACAGCCUCACAAGCCUUCCUCCGCCACCCAGAUGUGGCUGCCACCAGAGCCAACCGAGAUUAUGUGUUCAAGCAAGUCCAGGAAGCCAUAGCGGGCAUCUCCAAUGCAGCUCAAGCUACCUCGCCCACUGAUGAAGCCAAGGGCCACACAGGCAUUGGAGAGCUAGCUGCAGCACUCAACGAGUUUGAUAAUAAGAUCAUCUUGGAUCCCAUGACAUUCAGUGAAGCCAGGUUCCGGCCAUCACUGGAGGAGAGGCUGGAGAGCAUCAUCAGUGGGGCUGCACUCAUGGCUGACUCAUCCUGCACGCGAGACGACCGGCGGGAGAGGAUUGUGGCGGAGUGCAAUGCAGUCAGACAGGCGCUACAGGACCUGCUCAGCGAGUACAUGAAUAACACUGGAAGGAAAGAAAAAGGAGAUCCUCUAAACAUUGCGAUUGAUAAGAUGACCAAGAAAACAAGAGAUCUAAGAAGACAGCUUCGGAAAGCAGUGAUGGAUCACAUAUCUGAUUCUUUCUUGGAAACCAAUGUUCCUUUGCUCGUUCUUAUUGAGGCUGCAAAGAGUGGGAAUGAAAAGGAAGUGAAGGAAUACGCCCAGGUCUUCCGUGAACAUGCCAACAAGCUGGUGGAGGUUGCCAAUUUGGCCUGUUCUAUCUCCAACAAUGAAGAAGGGGUAAAAUUAGUCCGGAUGGCAGCCACCCAGAUAGACAGCCUGUGUCCUCAGGUCAUCAACGCUGCUCUCACAUUGGCUGCCCGGCCACAGAGCAAAGUUGCCCAGGACAACAUGGAUGUCUUCAAAGACCAAUGGGAGAAGCAGGUCAGAGUGCUGACUGAGGCGGUGGAUGACAUCACCUCUGUAGAUGACUUCCUUUCUGUCUCAGAAAACCACAUCUUGGAGGAUGUCAACAAGUGUGUGAUAGCUCUGCAAGAGGGAGAUGUGGACACUCUGGACCGGACUGCAGGGGCCAUCAGGGGCCGGGCAGCUCGAGUUAUACACAUUAUCAAUGCUGAGAUGGAGAACUAUGAAGCUGGCGUUUAUACUGAGAAGGUGUUGGAAGCUACAAAAUUGCUCUCUGAAACAGUGAUGCCACGCUUUGCUGAGCAAGUAGAAGUUGCCAUUGAAGCCCUGAGUGCCAACGUCCCUCAACCAUUUGAGGAGAAUGAAUUCAUUGAUGCCUCUCGUCUGGUGUAUGAUGGUGUCCGGGACAUCAGGAAGGCUGUGCUGAUGAUCAGGACCCCAGAAGAACUGGAGGACGACUCUGACUUUGAGCAGGAGGACUAUGAUGUACGCAGCCGGACCAGUGUUCAGACUGAAGAUGACCAGCUCAUUGCAGGCCAGAGUGCACGGGCUAUCAUGGCACAGCUGCCCCAGGAGGAGAAGGCAAAAAUAGCUGAGCAGGUGGAGAUAUUCCACCAAGAGAAAAGCAAGCUGGAUGCUGAAGUGGCAAAAUGGGAUGACAGCGGCAAUGACAUCAUUGUACUGGCCAAGCAGAUGUGCAUGAUCAUGAUGGAAAUGACAGACUUCACAAGAGGCAAAGGCCCACUGAAAAAUACAUCUGAUGUAAUUAAUGCUGCCAAGAAAAUAGCUGAAGCAGGUUCUCGGAUGGACAAAUUGGCUCGUGCUGUGGCUGAUCAGUGUCCUGAUUCAGCAUGCAAGCAAGAUUUACUAGCCUACCUUCAACGAAUUGCUUUGUAUUGUCAUCAACUUAAUAUCUGCAGCAAGGUGAAGGCAGAAGUACAGAAUCUAGGAGGAGAGCUCAUUGUGUCAGGGACAGGAAUUCAGAGCACUUUCACUACCUUUUAUGAGGUAGAUUGUGAUGUCAUAGAUGGGGGCAGGGCUAGUCAACUUUCUACCCACCUCCCAACCUGUGCUGAGGGAGCUCCAAUCGGGAGUGGAAGCAGUGAUUCCUCCAUGGUGAAGCUGUUUUACUCUCACCCAAUGUGUUAUUCACAGGAAUCCUUCAGCAGACUGGGACAGCAAAAGGGUUCUAAAGAAGAGACAGGCUAUCCUAAUUUUGCCACAGAAUUAGACACCAUCUUUCUGAAAAUGAAAUCUAUGCUGGACAGUGCCACAUCACUCAUCCAGGCAGCUAAAAACCUGAUGAACGCUGUUGUCCUGACAGUGAAAGCAUCCUAUGUAGCCUCAACCAAGUAUCAGAAGGUCUAUGGGACAGCGGCUGUCAACUCACCCGUUGUAUCUUGGAAGAUGAAGGCUCCAGAGAAGAAACCCCUUGUGAAGAGAGAAAAGCCAGAAGAAUUCCAGACUAGAGUUAGACGAGGCUCUCAGAAAAAACAUAUUUCACCUGUACAAGCUUUAAGUGAAUUUAAAGCAAUGGAUUCCUUCUAGGAUGAUAGGCUUUAACAAGAAAGUUUUUUCUUUCUUUUUUUUUUUUUUCAUUCCCCCCCCCCCUUUUCUUUUUAAUUACAUUUUUGUAUGCAUACCUGCCAACUUGUAUGCCUCCGACUCGGGGAAAUAAAGGGAUCUGUUUGCAUGUGAGAUGAGGUGUUGUUUACACCACUGAUCCAUCUGUAGACCCGGGGAGGGGACAGAAAAUUCUUGUUCUUAGGUGGCACAGAGCUACUCUUUCAACAGUUUCAUAACAGCUGGGCAAAGAGUUCACAUCACAAUGUCUAUGGGAGUGGGAGGGCUGGGGAAAAUAAAGUAAACUUCUACAAAAGCAAACUCUAAUGCAUGCAAGAAUCAUUAGGUUGGCAGGUAUAUUAAUAAAUGAAAAAUCCGGAAGUGUGACGGUAGAACAUAAAGCUUGUAUUGUUUCUGUUUCAGUGCAAAAAUGUACUAGCCAAUACGCUUACGUGUGUGGGCCACAAAUUGAUUUACUUUUCAGUCAUAUCCAUUAUACUAUGUGAUUUUUAUUUUUUUUUUACUUAAAGGAAACUGACUCCUUCAACCUAAGAUUUUUUUCUGUCUAUAUUUUGUUCUUUCUUUUCUAAUAGUAAUGACUAGUGCUCAUGUUAUCAAACCCCCUUCCUUUACUGAAAAUAUUAAUGCUUUGAGGAUAUAACCCUUCUGAGAGCACUGGAAGUCCACUAUGGUGAUCAAUCUUGCCUUUACUCUUUUACAAAAUUUGAAUAUAAUUUUGUUAGCAAUAGGAAGCCCAGUGGUGAAAUGUUAAAUGAAUGGAAACUUACUAAGUGUGAUGGUUUAGAAACAAUUGCAUAGGUGUAGCUUGGAGUGCUGGUAUGUAAUAUGCCAUUGUAUUCACUAACUCAAAAUAAACACAUUUAAUCUUGA